Molecule: messenger RNA, 1257 nt
Organism: Musa acuminata subsp. malaccensis (wild Malaysian banana)
Lineage: Eukaryota; Viridiplantae; Streptophyta; Magnoliopsida; Zingiberales; Musaceae
Source: RefSeq, a predicted model, not a curated record
CGUUGAAGAAAACCAAGCCGUGGUGGUUUCCCUGUUCGUGUCUGACGUCGAGCAGCGGCGGCAACAUGGAUGCUCCGAGUUGAAGCGGCGAUUGGUGGAAUAGGAAGACGCCCUCCGCCCGCCGCCCGCCGCCCGCCCCCACCACAAAUCAUUCCUGUCUCCGAAAGAGGAGGAGGAGGAGGGAGGAGGCGGGGACGGGCCGAUCGAUGGGGCGGCUGGGGCUCGUGAUGUGCGACGCGGCUAUGUCGUUCAUGUGGGUGUGGGCCGGCGCGCUCGUCAAGCUCCUGGUCUACGACGCCCUCGGCCUGGGCCACCGCCCCGGCGGCGAGGCCCUCAAGAUGGCCCUCGUUGUCGGCUACAUGUUCCUCUUCGCGUGGCUCGGCCACGUCACGCGGGGUGGCGCCUACAACCCUCUCACCGUGCUCUCCUACGCCUUCUCCGGUGGUCCCGAGGGGUUCCUUUUCACAGCCCUGGGAAGGAUCCCUGCGCAGGUGAUAGGAUCAGCAACUGGUGUUAGAUUCAUCAAACAAACCUUUCCUUCGAUAGGCCAUGGACCUCGUUUGAGCAUUGAUAUCCAUCGUGGGGCAUGGACAGAAGGGUUCCUUACGUUUAUGAUCGUGAUGGCCUCACUAAUGCUAAAGAAAAAAGAUCCUGGAAGUUUCUUCAUGAAAACAUGGAUUUCAAGCAUUUUCAAGUUGGCACUUAAUGUCCUUGGUUCUGAUUUAACUGGAGGAAUUAUGAACCCUGCCUCUGCCUUUGCUUGGGCAUAUGCUCGGGGAGAUCACAUAACGUUGGAUCAACUAAUUGUUUACUGGUUUGCGCCCAUUCAAGCAACUUUAUUAGCAGUCUGGACAUUCGGAUUGCUUACCGAGCCAAAGAGCAAGGUGCAAAAAGCUGAAGAAAACAAGGUUAAGUCGGAGUGAAGGAAUGUUUGCGUUCUCAUUCUUGUAAUAGAAGGUCAGAUUGUUCAUCACACACACCACAUUUAAUUUUGUAAUUGGCAGCUCAAUGCCCAUUAGGGAGGAUGACGUGGACUUGUCUAUGUUUUGAUUUGUUCCCCAUGUUGCUGCCACAAAGAUUGCAGUAGAAAGUAGGUUUUUGCAUCCUAACACUGUUUAUCAUCAUUCAAUUGGAAACCAAAGAAUAUGCCUCAUCAGUGUUGUUUGCAGCAUACACAUAUUUGAGUUGGAAGGAUUUGUUGACACAGUUGUCAUGAUAUAAGAACACAAAAUGAAUGAUUAGAAUGAUGGAGUUGGA